AACUGAUCAUUUCCUUAUCAGGAACUACAGUCCAUUCUUCUUUAUCUAGCUGCAUGCCAACGAACCUCAGAGGCAGAAAUUGAACCUUGAACCUUGAGCUGCACCACCACCGUGUGCGCCUGCGCCUUCGGCUAUCAGCUCCUCCGUCGACAUCACCGGUGCGUAGUACUUUAACUCUUUCCACCUUGUACGCCCGCCAUGCCGCCUGCUCAAGCAGUACCUCGCACCGCCGUCGGACUCCACGGACCUGUUUGAACCAACCAUGAAUCCAAAACACACACAUGUUGCCACUGCUUCAGAGUGCCUAGAAUACUAUAUUCACAUGUUUCUACUUCUCAUCAGAUAGUUUACAACUGCACAUAUUGGCAGCAUAACGAUUUUUGCUGCUGUUUGUAUGCACGAUCGUAGAAGCAUGGCUAUGCAGAUAGAAGAACUCCGGAUUGAAUCAUCGGACUUGAGAAGAAUUACCAACAAUUCUUCAGACGCCCAGAAAAUUGGAUGUGGUGGCUAUGGAGACGUUUACAAAGCAGACUACAACGGGGAAGAGAUAGCAGUGAAGUUGCUUGAUGCGACCAAAGGAAUUGACGACCAACAAUUUAUGAAGGAACUCUAUAACCACAUGGAAGUCAAACAUCCAAACAUUGUACGGCUGGUGGGGUAUUGCAAUGAAGAAAUCAAGAAAUACGUUGAGCAAAAGGUUGGCCCACCUGUUUUUGGUAAACACAUAUACAAAGUGCUAUGCUUUGAAUAUAUGCAGGGUGGAAGCCUCGACAAGUGUCUCUCUGAAAAUUCUCUGGGAGAUGAUUGGUGCACACAUUACAAAAUAAUAAAGGAGACAUGUGAAGGUUUACACUAUCUUCACAAUGGAUGGAAACGUCGGAUCCUCCACCUGGAUCUAAAGCCUGGCAAUAUAUUACUUGACGAUUGCAUGGAACCGAAGAUUGCAGAUUUCGGAUUGUCAAGGAUUUACACUGCAAGCCGCAGCAAUAUCAUAGUUGAGUCAGUUUCAGGAACAACGAAGUACAUGCCACCUGAAUUAAUACAUGGGAAUGAGAUAUCAGAGAAGACUGAUACCUACGGCUUAGGUGUUACAAUCAUAGAUGUAAUUAGGGGAUCUGUUGGUUUUGAACUUUAUCACGAGCUGGAGGCCACAAGAUUUGUUGAAAAUGUACGUACAUAUUGGGGACAGAGAGAUGGUACAGCACAUUUAGAUCAAGUAGAGGAAUGCACCAAGAUUGCAAUACGAUGUGUGCAUCAUGACAGAAGGAAUAGGGCCCACGAUAAAGGAGAUUGUUGCGGAUUUGAAUGCUACGGAAACUCGGAUUUUGGCCGAGGGUCCCCGUGCCUUAACAAUCAGUUCCUCACGCGGGAAGCUCAACUCCCUCCAUGUUCCAGACAAGCUUUCUAGUUCCACUUCAGGAAGGGGGCCAUUGGACGUGGUGAUUGUGUAUGCCUUUGACUGCUAUCUGCAUACCCCAGCCUGGCAUGAAGUUAGUUGACUCAGCCGACACAAAGGCACGUGGCUACACAGACUACGACCGCAGGAGCACCAAAAGGAAAACCAUGGCAUCAGGCCUCGAAGAGGCGCAUAACAUAAUCAGCAACCGCGG
Triticum dicoccoides is the source of this 1610-nucleotide messenger RNA. RefSeq names its product G-type lectin S-receptor-like serine/threonine-protein kinase At1g61500. Gene Ontology annotation, molecular function: ATP binding; protein kinase activity. The coding region runs from base 395 to 1408 and encodes 337 amino acids. The transcript has 8 exons. Gene Ontology annotation, biological process: protein phosphorylation. Lineage: Eukaryota; Viridiplantae; Streptophyta; Magnoliopsida; Poales; Poaceae. The record is from RefSeq and is a predicted model, not a curated record.